AUGCUGUGGUUACGGUCCCCGCUUACGUUAACGAUGCUCAACGUCAAGCUACCAAAGAUGCUGGAACUAUCUCUGGACUUAAUGUUGUACGUAUUAUUAAUGAACCGACAGCAGCGGCAAUCGCUUAUGGAUUGGACAAGAAAGAAGGUUUUUUGA
Messenger RNA from Meloidogyne enterolobii, 156 nucleotides. The record is from the annotation of a GenBank genome assembly. Lineage: Eukaryota; Metazoa; Nematoda; Chromadorea; Rhabditida; Meloidogynidae.